Messenger RNA from Mauremys reevesii (Reeves's turtle), 822 nucleotides. RefSeq names its product lipolysis-stimulated lipoprotein receptor-like. NCBI's taxonomy places the organism in Eukaryota, Metazoa, Chordata, Testudines, Geoemydidae. The transcript has 3 exons. The annotation marks the transcript as partial. The record is from RefSeq and is a predicted model, not a curated record. Gene Ontology annotation, biological process: establishment of blood-brain barrier; tricellular tight junction assembly. Gene Ontology annotation, cellular component: plasma membrane; tricellular tight junction.
UUGACAGCCCACGCCUGAGGGGCUGUUGAGCAAGAGGGAGGUAUUUCUCUUCUCACCCCCCCCCAACUCCCGCGAGGACUUGGUACGUCCCGCGCCUUGGGCGAGGCUGCAGCACCUGAGCUGGAGACAGACGCGCGGAGCGAGCGGGCGAAUCAAUCGGGAGUCGGACGUGACCGAGUCAAGCGGGCAGCGUCUCUGCCCCCCUGGCGGGAGCCCGACGGGGGCGAAUUAAUCCGGCCGCGUUGCUUGGGGGAGGCGGGGAUGGAGACCCGGGGACCCCGGCCGGCUCUGCGGACUCUGCUGUGGCUCCUGGUCGGCGCGUGGAUCCCAGGCCCUGCCCACGGGAUGCAAGUCACGGUGCUGAACCCUUUCAACGUGGUGAUCCUCUUCCAGCCUGUUACCCUGCAGUGCAACUAUCAGACCUCAGCCACCCAGCCGCCCAUCGUCACCUGGAAGUAUAAGUCCUACUGCCGGAGCCGCCUGGCCGAUGCCUUCAACCCUAGCAGUCAGGAGAACCAGAUCAACAACCAGCUGCAGCAGAACAAUCCUGGCUACAACCCCUAUGUGGAGUGCCAGGACAGCACUCGCACCGUGCGGGUGGUGGCUACCAAGCAGGGCAACGCCGUGACAUUGGGGGACUUCUAUCAGGGGCGUCGGAUCACCAUCACCAACAAUGCCGACCUCAGCAUUGACCAGACAGCCUGGGGCGACAGUGGUGUGUACUACUGCACCGUCACCUCUUCACAAGACCUGCAGGGCAACAACGAGGCCUACGCUGAGCUCAUCGUGCUGGGUAAGUGGCCAGGACUGGGACACAGGCAG